AUGACAUACAGAGGGUAUAGUGGAGAUAGAAGAGGGUUUCGGACGUCGCCCAGAUUUGACAGAGGGGGCAGAUAUCCUCCUCGGGAAAGACGUGAGGGACAGAGAUACGAUCCUCUUCCAGAGCUUCCUCCUGUGGAGUUUCAGAAGAACUUCUACAAGGAGGCGGAGUCUAUCAGUAGAAUGAGUUCGCGCGAUGUCGAUUCGUUCAGGAAGACAAACGAGAUGACGGUCAAGGGGAUGGAUAUUCCACAUCCGAUCAGCCGGUUUGAGGAGGCAGGGUUUCCCUCUAGGAUUGUGGAGGAGCUUGAAGGAAAGGGAUUCAGUGGGCCCACGCCUAUCCAAGCACAAGGAUGGCCGAUGGCAUUAAGCGGAAGGGAUAUGGUAGGGAUUGCACAGACUGGAUCUGGAAAGACACUGAGUUUUAUUCUUCCUGGGCUUGUGCAUGCAAAGGAUCAGCAGCCUCUGCGAAGAGGGGACGGGCCUAUUGCGCUUGUGCUUGCGCCGACUCGGGAGCUUGUGAUGCAAAUCAAGAAAGUUGCCGACGAGUUCUGUGGGAUGUUUGGACUAAGGAGUACAGCGGUUUAUGGAGGAGCUUCAUCGCAGCCACAAAUAAAGGCUUUGCAUGAGGGGGUAGAAAUAGUUAUUGCAACUCCUGGAAGGUUGAUUGACCUGCAUGAGCAAGGGCAUGCACCGCUUAGCAGAGUGACAUUCCUUGUUCUUGACGAGGCCGACAGGAUGCUUGACAUGGGGUUUGAGCCGCAGCUCCGAAAGAUUAUUCCAAAGACAAAUGGAAACAGACAGACAUUAAUGUGGAGUGCAACAUGGCCGAGAGAGGUGCGAGGACUGGCAGAAAGCUACAUGAAUGAUUACAUUCAAGUGGUUGUUGGAAAUGAAGAGCUUAAGACAAACAGCAAGAUCAAGCAAGUGAUUGAAGUCUGUAGUGGACGUGAGAAGGAGGACAAGCUGCUUGGAGUUCUUGACAAAUUCAAGGGAGACAAGGUCAUUGUGUUCUGCAACAUGAAAAGAACAUGCGACGAUUUGGAGUAUGUUCUGAAUAGAUCUGGGUAUGGGGCUGCAGCAUUGCAUGGAGACAAAUCGCAGAACAUUCGAGAUAAAGUUCUUGAUGACUUCCGAUCAGGGAGGAGGCCGAUUCUAAUUGCCACAGAGGUUGCAGGAAGAGGACUUGAUGUAAAUGACGUCAAGCUUGUGAUCAACUUCGACUUCCCAGGGACAUGCGAGGACUAUGUGCAUCGAAUUGGAAGGACGGCAAGAGGCAACACAAAGGAGGGGAUAUCGCAUACAUUCUUUACAAUCAACGACAAAGGAAAUGCACGGGAGCUGAUCCGGAUGCUAAGAGAAGCCAAUCAGACGGUUCCUUCUGAUCUCGAGGACAUGGUGAGAGUGUCGAACGAUAGAUAUGGAUCCAGGGGUGUCAAACACGACUACAGAGGAAGACCUGGGAGAUUUCCUUAUCGAGGAUGA
Encephalitozoon intestinalis ATCC 50506 is the source of this 1482-nucleotide messenger RNA. RefSeq names its product DEAD box RNA helicase-like protein. Lineage: Eukaryota; Fungi; Microsporidia; Unikaryonidae. Bases 1 to 1482 code for a protein of 493 amino acids. The record is from RefSeq and is a predicted model, not a curated record. Gene Ontology annotation, cellular component: ribonucleoprotein complex; nucleus; cytoplasm. Gene Ontology annotation, molecular function: RNA binding; RNA helicase activity; ATP binding. The transcript has a single exon.